UUUGUAAGAAGAAAGACAAUCUCUGCCUACUGAAGGAAGAUGUAUACAGAUCCCAAAGAAAUCUUGGAUGAGGUGCAGUAUCAGUAAGGGAAUAUAUAGGCAAAGAUACCUGAUGAGUUGAAAAGACAUAGCUGAAGUUCAGCAAGGCUUGAGAGAGCAUGCAAAAGGAGGUAUAAUGGCCUAAAGACAGAAUAUCUAACAAGUGGGACUAGAGUGGGUGAGUAUAUAAAAAAUAUAAGGGAAAAGUUUUUGUGACAAAAAUAUUUCAUCCUCUGAGUUUUAUGCAGAUAUAUCAAAGCAAUGGAAAAGGGAAACCAAACCAAUGUCUCCGAAUUUCUCCUCCUGGGCUUCUCCAAUUGGCCAAGGCAUCAGGCGUUGUUCUUAGCACUUUUCCUGUGUCUCUACCUAGCAGGACUGUUGGGGAACUUGCUCAUCUUGAUGGCUAUUGCCUCAGACCAUCACCUGCACAUACCCAUGUAUUUUUUCCUUGCCAAUCUGUCCUUGGUAGACCUCUGUCUCUCUUCAACUGCAGUUCCCAAGAUGUUGCUGAAUAUCCAAACACAGACUCAGUCCACAUCCUAUCCUGCCUGCCUGGUUCAGAUGUACUUCAGUAUAAUGUUUACCAACAUGGACAAUUUUCUGCUCACAGUGAUGGCAUAUGACCGUUAUGUGGCCAUCUGUCACCCUUUGCAUUACUCCACUAUUAUGACCCAGAGCCUUUGUGCCUGCCUGGUGGCUAUUCCCUGGGUCAUUGCCACUUUGAACCCGCUCUUGCACACCCUUAUGAUGGCCCAUCUGCACUUCUGCUCUAACAAUGUCAUCCAUCAUUUCUUCUGUGAUAUCAACUCUCUUCUCGCUCUAUCCUGUUCUGACACCAGCCUUAAUCAGUUGAUGGUUCUGACUGUGGUGGGGCUGCUCUUUGUGGUACCUUUAGGGUGUAUCCUGGCAUCCUAUGCCCACAUCAUCUCUGCUGUGAUGAAAAUCCUUUCUGUUCAAGGAAAACUCAAGGCUUUCUCCACCUGUGGAUCCCACCUUACCUUCGUCAUUCUUUUCUAUGGAGCAAUCACAAAGACCUAUAUGACUCCCAUAUCCAAUCAUUCAACUGACAAAGGCUUAGUGGCAUCAGUAAUUGUUAUUGUGGUAGCCCCUAUACUGAAUCCCUUCAUUUACAGUCUAAGGAACAAUGAACUGAAGGGAGCUUUAAAGAAGGUCCUAGACCACAGAAAAAUCUUCUCCCAGUGAUUUGUACUGGCUGAGGAGUUCAACAAGAGCAAAUCUUAAUGAGAUCAUCGU
This is a messenger RNA of Loxodonta africana (African savanna elephant), 1293 nucleotides long. Its product is annotated as putative olfactory receptor 1F12P. NCBI's taxonomy places the organism in Eukaryota, Metazoa, Chordata, Mammalia, Proboscidea, Elephantidae. The record is from RefSeq and is a predicted model, not a curated record. Gene Ontology annotation, cellular component: plasma membrane. Bases 301 to 1242 code for a protein of 313 amino acids. The transcript has a single exon. Gene Ontology annotation, molecular function: olfactory receptor activity; G protein-coupled receptor activity. Gene Ontology annotation, biological process: G protein-coupled receptor signaling pathway.